This is a messenger RNA of Arachis duranensis, 1238 nucleotides long. RefSeq names its product probable serine/threonine-protein kinase PIX13. NCBI's taxonomy places the organism in Eukaryota, Viridiplantae, Streptophyta, Magnoliopsida, Fabales, Fabaceae. The record is from RefSeq and is a predicted model, not a curated record. The transcript is spliced from 5 exons. Bases 260 to 1132 code for a protein of 290 amino acids. Gene Ontology annotation, biological process: protein phosphorylation. Gene Ontology annotation, molecular function: ATP binding; protein kinase activity.
CACCGCUAGCAGCGCCGGGAAGAGCCAGUUCUCGGAGAUUGCAAGCGGCAGCAUCAUCGAUGACGGGACUAGUUCGCUUCCAUCUUCAAGUGGCCAGAUCCUGGAGAGGCCUAAUUUGAAAGUGUUCAGUUUCGGGGACCUGAAAUCCGCGACAAAGAGCUUCAAAUCAGAUACAUUGCUCGGUGAAGGUGGGUUUGGCAGAGUAUAUAAAGGGUGGUUGGAUGAGAAGACACUCACACCAGCAAAGGCAGGGUCAGGGAUGGUGGUUGCUAUCAAGAAAUUGAACUCUGAAAGCACUCAAGGGUUUCAAGAGUGGCAGUCAGAAGUAAACUUCUUAGGAAGGCUUUCUCACCCGAACCUGGUAAAGCUAUUAGGGUACUGUUGGGACGACGAUGAGCUUCUACUUGUGUAUGAGUUCAUGCCAAAGGGGAGCUUGGAGAAUCAUCUUUUCAGAACAGGGAAUCCUAACAUAGAACCACUUUCAUGGAACACCCGAAUUAAGAUAGCUAUUGGCGCAGCAAGGGGCCUCGCUUUCUUGCACGCUUCCGAAAAACAAGUCAUAUACAGAGAUUUCAAGGCUUCAAAUAUACUACUUGACGGGAAUUACAACGCGAAAAUAUCGGAUUUCGGCUUGGCUAAAUUGGGCCCUGCUGUGGGAGCAUCACAUGUAACUACCAGAGUCAUGGGCACAUAUGGCUAUGCUGCUCCGGAGUACAUUGCAACAGGUCACUUGUAUGUGAAGAGUGAUGUCUACGGCUUUGGCGUAGUUCUACUUGAAAUGAUGUCAGGCUUGCGCGCGCUCGAUACAAAGCGGCCGACAGGGCAACAGAAUCUGGUUGAAUGGGUUAAGCCUAAUCUCUCCAACAAGAGAAAGUUGAAAACCAUAAUGGAUGCUAGGAUUGAUGGCCAAUAUUCACAAAAGGCGGCGCAGCAGGCGGCGCAACUCACUCUGAAAUGCUUGGAACCGGACCCCAAAAACCGACCGUCGAUGAAAGAAGUUGUGGAGGCAUUGGAAGCCAUAGAAUCAAUGCAAGAUAAAUCCAAGGAGUCCAAGAAUAGAGGUUCUCAUUCUUCUGCAGCCUCUAAGAGUCACCAUCAUUCAAGGCAAAGAGUUUCAAAAGCAAAAGUAUGAGAAAAAAAUUGUGAAACAUUUGGCAAAAUGAUCUUAUUGAAUAGUAAUAUAUGAUCCAAUCAAUAUGAAUUUUUAAUUUUUAAUUUUAUUUUAAUUUAUUUGUUUC